Molecule: messenger RNA, 3093 nt
Organism: Fusarium coffeatum
Lineage: Eukaryota; Fungi; Ascomycota; Sordariomycetes; Hypocreales; Nectriaceae
Exons: 1
Coding region: 1-3093 (1030 amino acids)
Source: RefSeq, a predicted model, not a curated record
AUGCCUCUCUUCAAUCCCCUGAACCUCGUCUGCUGUUGCAAAUCACGAUGUGGUGGCUCUGGCUCUCGCUCUGGUGACCCGAUACCAGCUACGCACGACAUGAUAUCCCUUCAGCACGUACCAACCCUGGAUUUGACGUUGGAAGAGCGACAAAUAUCACCCGAACACGAACAGCGAAAUACUCUAAUAGGUCUAUCUGACGUGGCCUGGGCGGCGCCGGAGCGCCAAAGUUCCAUCGACACUGACUCCAUCACGAACCAACAUAGUGACUCGGAUUCUUUCUCCGACUCUUUCGAUUCUGAUCUGGACCGUCCGAGGGCAACAAAGAAGUCCAGCACCACGUUUGGCGUUGUGCGUAACAGGCUCAUCAGGAGCAUCUCUCACAACACCAGCAGUGACCAGCCAUCGCGUGUCUUUGUAGGCAACAGUGAAGAAGAAGUUGCUAGAAGAGCCGAACUGAGACGUAUCAUGCGCCUGAGGAUUCAGGAUCAGCUCGAAUCAGAGGAGGCCGAAGAUCAGUUCGAGAACAAGACGACAAGAAGUAUUCGACGUGGAAUUUCCUCUGUCGACCUUGCUUUUCUAACUUCUGGACCGCGGGAUGCUAUCGAGUUUGGCGUCGCCAAAUCUGCCUUGAAUGAUCGGCAACCAGCUCGACUUGAUUCAGAUCAUGGAGGACAUGGGACUUGUAAGAAUCUUGUAGCUCUUCCAAAGAAUGCAACUGUCCUCGAGAGAGCUUCUCAAGAGCCAUCUGGCGUCAUCGGCCAUGAGAAAGACAUCCAGGGAUACCAUGUCAUACAAAAGCCGUCGUCCACACACCUUUCGGCACAUAUAUCAGAAGACACUGCGCUUCCGUUUUCACAGAAGUCUUUCCAACUUUCUAACGGUGCUGGGCGUCUUGAUCGGAUACUGGGACCAGACAAUAGCUUCAACAGUCGCCAGGUUUCUUCUGGAGACGGCCAGUCUGCACUUGGUGUUUGGCUCAUAGCUCAGGGUCUCCGCUUACGAGAUAACUCAAACCUCUUCUUUGAAGAAGACGAAGAAGAAGAGCAAGUAGGAUCUACAAAUCCAAUCGAGAAAACCGAAGACAUUCCCUCAAUUGCUAAAAUGGGACAAGGCAUGUCGGUGUUCGAGCUCGAACCAGUGUCUGCAAAGGGGGAUUCUUUGGUUAUCCAAAGGCCUACACCUAACAGAUCACUAAACAGACCGAAACUCCAUGGGAAUCUCAAACCAGGCUCUGUGAAAGAUGCUCAUGACAGUUGCAACUUUUCUGGAGAGUUACCACGGGGCCCUACUGUAAGAGCACUUCUCGGCUCGUUCACAGACAACACUUCUUCCAGUGAUCCAUCGAAGUCUCCGCCAAGCCCAGUAAGGUCCAAACAGAACCUCUACAAACUGGAGCUGAAAGACCUCGAAAGCAUGGAGCUUUCCCCUUCCAGAUGUGAGGAUUUACCCUUUACCACGACAAGAGAACUAAUCACAAGAGUAGGGCGAAGCCGGGACUCUCCCCGCAAUGAGGAGAAUUCUGACGACGAAAGCCACAAACCUCAAGAUAUGGAGGUUUUGCAUUCCAAAUCUCAGUCUCAGGGAGUCGUUGGUGGCUUGCAAUUUGAAGCAGAAAUGAUGCAUGAUACGGCCUCUCUAACUCAAUCGGAAUCCCCCAGCUUUCUCCAGCGCGAAGCUGAGUUCAAAACAAUUGAAAGGCGCUUCAGCGAAGCUUUAACUCAGAGGAAGCCCGAGAAAACAGUCCCCACACGCUUCCUUGAGCACUUUUCUCACUCCGCCCCUCGAUCCCCGGCUGAGAAGCCUCCGAGGGACAAAACCCACUUGGCGGUCCCAAAGGGUCACCAACGGGCUAGAUCUGAGAGCUCUUUGUAUCGACAUGUUGAAGACAAUUUGGGUGUAUCCCGAGCUCAAAGGUUUCUGCUUAUUCCUUUAGAUAGGAACAAGACUCACAGAAAGGAAGCGAGUGACAGGUCGAAGAGACGUUCGAAUCUCAGUAUUCGCCCCCACAUGAGCCGGCUGCCUACGGAAGAAUACGUCAAGUCGAGCUUGGAACCUCGAGAAAGUGUCACAAACUUAUGGCAGCGCGCUGUCCGACUUGAAGCUGAAAGAAGGCAUAGCCGUAGGUUUCUUAGCAUGCAAGAUCCUGAUGGAAGAAGCAUAUCUUCCAACAGACAACCGAAAGAACAAGGUGUUGGAAACAGCAACAGUAGUAUUUCCGAUGCGAGACGAGAGAUCUCACAAUUAACACCCUCCACAGAGGAACGACCCUCUCCUAGUAAUUCGAAGUGGCUCAUCGAACGUUGGGUUUCUCAAAUGCGGCCGAGGUCGACUCACCAAGAAGACUCAGUCACAAGUGCAAAAUUGGUCAGCCCGCCGAAGUCCUGGUCCAAAUUUCCCUCUUUCAACAGGGAGGAAAGAAACAAAAACGCAGCAUCCGGAGACAAAGUACAACCCAGAGAUUUUGCAGUCAAACAUGUCACAUCAGAAGGUCAGAUCCGCUGGGCCACGGAUAUGACCAAGGAAGAUGAGCAACGUGUGCAUACAUCAUCUCGCUCUAUGUCUUUAUUCAAGUCGAAAAUGAAUCGAAUUAUGCCGUCAAAAGGUCUGCGACGCCGGAUGAGCCUCGCCUUCGUCGCGAGAAUGCCAAGCCCAGCCCAAAUGGAAUAUCCCGAAAUGGGUAUCCGCCCCUCAGAAUCAGGGUAUACCGAGCUCCAAGCAUUAGGAAGAGAGAUUAGCAACAUGAAGGGCCAGGGGCAUCUACAGACCUCUGGACGAGACAUUUCAAAACCGCAAUCUUCCGGAAGAUUGGAGGAUAGAGUAGUUGCACUUAUGCAUGAGGCAAUUGGGCAGAAACAUCCGAAACCCGAUGAAUUGUUGGAGUCAGCCGACAUUCCUAUUGUACCAGGCACGCCAAGUGUAAUCAGACCAAGCAUUGCCGCUACCACGACAGAUGUCUUUGUGACGCCGAAGAGCCAUUUUUCGAACGAUGGGGAGAGUAAAGAAGAUAUCGACGAAUUAGAAGCAAGUCUCACUACAGCAGGGCGGUAUGAGGCUCGUCCGAAGCUAUUUGAUUACAAUGAUGCCUCUUAA